UUCUUCCAUUCUCUCUCUCUCUCUCUCUCUCUCUCUCUCAUAUAAUAAGCACACAACUUCAAGUCUCUCACUCCUCACAACCUAACCAACAGAGAUGGCUUCUCAGUUCAGUGUGCUUCCAACACUCCUGUUUGUCUUGCUUAUGAUUGCAACAGGGAUAAGAUUGUCCGAAUGUACAAAUUUCACAAUACUAAAUAAUUGCAAAGAAACCAUAUGGCCUGGAAUAACCGCCAACGACAACCUCACCAGUGACAAUGGUUUUGCCUUAAAACCCAGCCAAUCCGCCAUAUUCACCGCCCCGUCUAGUUGGGGCGGUCGGAUAUGGGGCCGCACUGGUUGCAAUUUUGACAAAAAUAAUGUCGGCACGUGCCAAACUGGUAGCUGUGGAACCACCCUCAAAUGCUUUGGCCCUGGCCAACCACCUUUCUCAAUUGCCGAAUUUACCCUUGGACAAGUCGAUUAUUACGAUGUGAGCCUAGUCGAUGGGUUUAAUUUGCCGGUAGUGAUCACACCGGUGAAUGGUAAAGGGAAUUGUAGUGUGGCCGGUUGUGAAAGUGAUUUGAGGUCGAAAUGUCCGCCAGAGCUCGCUCUCGUGUCCUCUGGAAAGACUAUCGCUUGCCGAAGUGCAUGUAAUGUGUUCAACACCGACGAGUAUUGUUGUAGAGGGGCAUACUCGGAUCCGGUUUCCUGUGUGCCUACAAAUUAUUCAAAGAUUUUCAAGCAGGCUUGCCCUGUAGCAUAUAGCUAUGCACAUGAUGAUCCUACUAGUGUCUUGACUUGCUCUACUACAGAUUAUAUAGUCACAUUCUGCCCGUCACAGAACCAAACACAGUGCACGUAUCACGAUAAGAAGCUUGUAUGCAGUCGCAGUGGAUCGGAAUCCGGUGGCUUAAACUCAAAGGCAUUCUUCCAAAGAUGGUGGAUCCUUAUGCUGCCAUUGCUACCAAUACUCACUUAUUUACCAUUUUGAUGUCUCUCAUUUUGUGUAUAUAUAUUAUUAAAUUUUUUUCACCAGAAA
Camellia sinensis is the source of this 1018-nucleotide messenger RNA. RefSeq names its product pathogenesis-related thaumatin-like protein 3.5. NCBI's taxonomy places the organism in Eukaryota, Viridiplantae, Streptophyta, Magnoliopsida, Ericales, Theaceae. The record is from RefSeq and is a predicted model, not a curated record.